ACGUUUAUAACGGAAGUGUAUGCGUCUAUGACAACAAGAAACGCUUUAAUUAAAUCCCAAUUUAUACCUUUCACACAAAAAUAUGAUUUUACCAGAUGAGCCAAAAGCACCAGAAGUGCCAAAGAUUAUCCAGCCAAGAAAUCACAAAGCUAAAGUCAGUGUCUGGGCUGAUUUGACUGUAGAUGAUCUUGACAGAAUAAAUGAGUCCCUAAAUGCAGAUCAUAUAAAAAUGGUUCUAGCAGACAUAUUUCACCUAGAUGACCACAAAUCAAGUCUGAAGACUGGUAUAGUUAUGGAUCUGUACUACUAUACACUACAGUUUGCGAGAGAAAACAGAUUCUCUAAAGAACAGACUUCAGCUUUCUUUUCCAUUGUGAAGAAAACACAUGAAGUUUGCAUAGAGACACCAUUUGGGAAUCUAGAUGAGACAUUUUCAUACUUCAAAGAGUUGGUAUUGUGUCAUGCUGUAAAUCGACCACCCCACAGUAUAGAACUGUUUACGGCAGAUCAAGUUAGACUUAUCACAGAAUACACAGUGAAUUCGUACUUCAGACAUUUCAAAAUGUACAAAUAUGCUUUCACACCUAUGGUGAGGCUAGAUCUAUCUAUCAAUUACAUUGGUAUUCCACCCACACCUGCACCUUCAGAAGAGACAGAAAGGAAAUCUCCAGAUGGCAAACUUAGAGCAAGUCCAAUGGUAUCUGUAGACGAGACUCCUCGGCAAUUAACUGCUGAUGAUGAUAUCUGGGAUCUUGCUGACGAGGGUGAAGGAGAACCGGCUGUAGACGAGACUACAGCUGAGGGCGAGGGAGAACAAGCAGAGACUGAGAAAACACCAGAACCAGAGGAAUCAGCUGCCAGGAAGGAACUUCGGGGAAUGAUCCAAACAUAUUUAUCCGAGGAGAUUAAAAAGAUGAAAGUGUCUAUGGAUGAUCAAUUAAAAACAACAGAAGAAUUAUUAAGCAAAAAGUUAGAUGUUGCUGAAGGUGGAGGAGCUAAAAAAGGUGGCAGAAAUUCAGCAAAAGGAACCAAGAAGAAAUAAUUGCCACUUUCAUAACAAACUUUUUUUCCCCUGUUAUUGUGAUAUUGUGUAUAUAUCUGUAAAGAAUAUUAACAUUUUUGAAAUAUUGUUUUAAUGAAAGUGAAUAAAUUAAAGAAACAUAA
Molecule: messenger RNA, 1164 nt
Organism: Mercenaria mercenaria
Lineage: Eukaryota; Metazoa; Mollusca; Bivalvia; Venerida; Veneridae
Product: cilia- and flagella-associated protein 119-like
Exons: 10
Coding region: 83-1042 (319 amino acids)
Source: RefSeq, a predicted model, not a curated record